Closterium sp. Naga37s-1 is the source of this 1647-nucleotide messenger RNA. The record is from the annotation of a GenBank genome assembly. NCBI's taxonomy places the organism in Eukaryota, Viridiplantae, Streptophyta, Zygnematophyceae, Desmidiales, Closteriaceae.
AUGCCCAGCGCCCGGCCCCAUACCUGCCCAGCGACCGGCCCAGUACCUUCCCAGCGCCUGGCCCCGUACCUGCCCAGCGCCCGGCCCAGUCCCUGCCCAGCGCCUGGCCCCAUUCCUGCCCAGCGCCCGGCCACGUACCUGCCCAGCGCCCGGCCCAGCCCCUGCUCAGCGCCUGGCCCCGUACCUGCCAGCGGCCGGCCCCAUACCUGCCCAGCGCCCGGCCCCGUUCCUGCCCAGCGCCCGGCCCCGGGGUGGCAAGAGGGGGUUCCUCCUGCCCGCGUGCCCUUCAGUCGCACGCGCAGCUCCGCCCCCGACCCCUCCCCCCCCUCCAUGGGGAUGGCGGGGAGAGGGGGAGGAAACUUGGAGGUUCAGGAGGAGGCAGGAGGGGAUCUGCAGCACCAGGUCCCCCACCUUUCUCCUACCUCCCCCUGCUGCGGGAGCAGCAGAAGGGGGGAGGGGACCUGCAGCACCUGCCCCCCCCCCCCCCCCCCCCCCCCCCCCCCGCCCCCCCCCUUCUCCUCCAUCUCUCUGCUGCGGGUGCAGCAGUGGGGGAAAGGGUAUGGGGGUGGCGGGUGUGGCCAACCUGCUGUCGCCCGAGCGGCUCCUGCACCGCCCCUUCUCCUACCUCCCCCCUGCUGCGGGUGCAGCAGUGGGGGGGGAGGGGAUCUGCGGCACCAGCCCCCCCCCCCCCCCCCCCCCUCCAUGGGGAUGGCGGGGAGAGGGGGGGGAAGCUUGGAGGUUCAGGGGGAGGCAGGAGGGGAUCUGCAGCACCAGGUCCCCCACCCUUCUCCUACCUCCCCCUGCUGCGGGUACAGCAGUGGGGGGGAGGGGAUUUGCCAUCCCCCUGCUGCGGAUGCGGCAGUGGGGGGAGGGGACCUGCAGCACCAGCCCCCCCCCCCCCCCCCCUCCUCUCCGCCCUUUUCUCCUCUCCCUCCCCCUGCUGCGGGUGCCGCAGUGGGGGGGAAGGGAUCUGCCAUCCCCCUGCUGCGGAUGCAGCAGUGGGGGGAGGGGACCUGCAGCACCAGCCCCCCCCCCCCGCCCCCCCCCCCCCCCCCCCCCUCCCCUUCUCCUCCACCCUUGCUGCGGGUGCAGCAGUGGGGGGAGGGGAUCUGCAUCAGCAGUGGGGGGAGGGGACCUGCAGCACCAGCCCCCCCCCCCCGCCCCCCCCCCCCUUCUCCUCCACCCUUGCUGCGGGUGCAGCAGUGGGGGGAGGGGAUUUGCAGCAUCAGCCCCCCCCCCCCCCUUUUCUCCUCCACCCCUGCUGCGGGUGCAGCGGUAGGGGGAGGGGAUCUGCAGCCCUGUGCUGCCCUGCAGCCCUGCGCGCCCUAUGCGCCCUGCUGUCCUGCUGCCCUGCAGCCCUGUGCGCCCUACUGCCCUGCUGCUGCCGCUACAGCCCUUGCUGCUGCCCUGCACGCCCCGCGCGCCCUGCAGCCCUGCUGCGCCCUGCGCGCCCUGCUGCCCUGCUGCCCUGUGCACGCGCCAUGCACAGCCCACCCCCCCCCCCCCCCCCCGCCCCAACCCCCCCCCCCCCCCCUCUCCCUUCUUCUUCCUUCCCCUGCUGCAGGUGCAGCAGUGGGGUGGGGGUAUGGGGGUGGCGGGUGUGGGUGCAACUGCGGGGUGGCGGGUAUGGGGGUGGCGGGUGUGUGA